Molecule: messenger RNA, 3214 nt
Organism: Carlito syrichta (Philippine tarsier)
Lineage: Eukaryota; Metazoa; Chordata; Mammalia; Primates; Tarsiidae
Gene: PDE11A
Product: phosphodiesterase 11A
Exons: 19
Coding region: 58-1884 (608 amino acids)
Biological process (GO): signal transduction
Molecular function (GO): protein binding; 3',5'-cyclic-nucleotide phosphodiesterase activity
Source: RefSeq, a predicted model, not a curated record
AGAUUCAAUGACGAAAUUGACAAACUAACUGGAUACAAGACAAAAUCAUUAUUGUGCAUGCCUAUCCGAAGCAGUGAUGGUGAGAUUAUUGGUGUGGCCCAAGCGAUAAAUAAGAUUCCUGAAGGUGCUCCAUUUACUGAAGACGAUGAAAAAGUUAUGCAGAUGUACCUUCCAUUUUGUGGAAUUGCCAUAUCUAAUGCUCAACUCUUUGCGGCUUCAAGGAAGGAAUAUGAAAGAAGCAGGGCUUUGCUAGAGGUAGUUAAUGACCUCUUUGAAGAACAGACUGACUUGGAGAAAAUUGUCAAGAAAAUAAUGCAUCGGGCCCAAACUCUGUUGAAAUGUGAACGCUGUUCUGUUUUACUCCUAGAAGACAUUGAAUCACCAGUGGUGAAGUUUACCAAAUCCUUUGAAUUGAUGUCCCCAAAGUGCAGUGCUGAUGCUGAAAACAGUUUCAAAGAGAGCAUGGAGAAAUCGUCAUACUCAGACUGGCAAAUAAAUAACAGCGUUGCCGAGCUGGUUGCUUCGACAGGCCUUCCAGUGAACAUCAGUGAUGCCUACCAGGACCCACGCUUCGAUGCCGAGGUGGACCAGAUAUCAGGUUUUCACAUAAGAUCUGUUCUCUGUGUCCCUAUUUGGAAUAGCAACCACCAAAUAAUUGGUGUGGCUCAAGUGCUAAAUAGACUUGAUGGGAAACCUUUUGAUGAUGCCGAUCAACGACUUUUUGAGGCUUUUGUCAUCUUUUGUGGCCUUGGCAUCAACAACACAAUCAUGUAUGAUCAAGUAAAGAAGUCCUGGGCCAAGCAGUCUGUGGCUCUUGAUGUGCUGUCAUACCAUGCAACAUGUUCAAAAGCUGAAGUUGACAAGUUUAAGGCAGCCAACAUCCCUCUGGUGUCAGAACUUGCCAUCGAUGACAUUCACUUUGAUGACUUUUCUCUCGAUGUUGAUGCCAUGAUCACAGCUGCUUUGCGGAUGUUCAUGGAGCUGGGGAUGGUGCAGAAAUUUAAAAUCGACUAUGAGACCCUGUGUAGAUGGCUUUUGACAGUGAGGAAAAACUAUCGAAUGGUUCUCUACCACAACUGGAGACAUGCCUUCAACGUGUGCCAGCUGAUGUUCGCAAUGUUAACCACCGCUGGGUUUCAAGAGAUUCUGACCGAGGUGGAAAUUUUAGCGGUGAUAGUGGGAUGCCUGUGUCACGACCUCGACCACAGGGGAACAAACAAUGCCUUCCAAGCAAAGAGUGGCUCUGCCCUGGCCCAACUCUACGGAACCUCUGCUACCUUAGAGCAUCACCAUUUUAACCAUGCCGUGAUGAUCCUUCAAAGCGAGGGCCACAACAUCUUUGCUAAUUUGUCCUCCAAGGAAUAUAGUGACCUUAUGCAGCUUUUGAAACAGUCAAUAUUGGCAACAGACCUCACGCUGUACUUUGAGAGGAGAACUGAAUUCUUUGAACUUGUCAGUAAAGGAGAAUGUGAUUGGAACAUCAAAAAUCAUCGUGAUGUAUUUCGAUCAAUGUUAAUGACAGCCUGUGACCUUGGAGCCGUGACCAAACCGUGGGAGAUCUCCAGACAGGUGGCUGAACUUGUAACCAGUGAGUUUUUCGAACAAGGAGAUCGGGAGAGAUCAGAACUCAAACUCACUCCCUCAGCUAUUUUUGAUCGGAACCGGAAAGAUGAACUGCCUCGGUUGCAACUGGAGUGGAUUGAUAGCAUCUGCAUGCCUCUGUAUCAGGCAUUGGUGAAGGUCAAUGUGAAACUGAAGCCAAUGCUAGACUCAAUAGCUGCGAACAGAAGUAAGUGGGAAGAAAUGCACCAAGAGAAACAGCUGGGCUCAGCUGCCUCGUCCUCCCCUGCUAGCCUCCUGGUACGGGAGGAAAACACAAACUAAACCUCCAGGUCAGCUGUUGCUGCAAAAUGACUGUGGCCUGAAGGGCCAGCUUUGGUCCAGCAACAUCAUCCUUUUGUGUUUUGAGCUCAGAAAGACCUAGAAUCUUGAGAGCGCCUUGGGACGCAUGCCUUGGCUUUCACCUUGAAGUAAGGUCUGCAGUGGAAAGAGUGACAGGAAAGACAAAGGAGGUGAGGCAGGGAGCACAGUACAGGACCCUCACCUUCCCUGAGGAGCACACAUGGACUGAGGACUGUUUUGGAGCCAAGGACCUGAGGACAGUUGCUCAGCUCAUUCUGAGCUGAGGGAACACAGAACAGUGAAAGCGUCAUUAGCACUGCUUAAUUUUGUAUACAACUCUUCUGUUUGUUACAAGCCAAAAGCUGCCUGCCUUUGCUUCCUCUCUCUGAACGCUCCUUUGUGCCAGACUGUUCCCCAAAAAAUCCUGAUUUGUAUUCCAUAGAGGUGUUUUAUUUUUAAUUACAAAGCUUUGUAAUGAUGUAUCAGAGCCUUUAGAAUUGCCUACCUGAAAGAUUAUCUAUAUUAUCCUUAUAAACACCAACCAAUCCCAGCUCUCCCCCCAAAAAGGUCCAUUGUAGGAAUACAACAAAUGUGUUUGUCUGAUUUGUUAUUCUACAUUGGGACCAUGGUACCCUUUUUCAGAGUUUUUAAAUUCAAUCUUCAUGAUAGACCAAGUCUUCUCCAAGAAUGAAUGGAUUAAUAGACUUAAAGUAAGGAUGAAAGAAAAUCUAUAGCUGGAUUUACCUCAAGUGACAUCUAGGAAUAUCUAGGAACUAGUUCCAUCAUUGAGAAAUAUUUCACAGGACACAGCAGAGCCAUAGAGACUGAACAUUGACUACCUUGAGUUCUCCUAUUGAUGAGUUUUGGUAUAAAACUUAAGGUUACUACCAGUAACCAACUUAAAGCCAAAUACAGGGGUCUCUAAUUUUUUAUUUUUCUUUAUGUGUAAAAAAUGAUACUUGAAAGCAUAAGAAAUAGCUAUUUAGUCUUGGCAGAGAACGCAUAUUCUAUAGAAAGCCAGGUUUAUAAUGGGAAAGAAUAAAUUGUAUUAAAUAGAUGCAAUAACUAGAAAGCUGCUUUGUUUCCUGUUUUACCUGAGAGAUUGAGGGCAUGGUAUGUCUAUGCAAAGGACACUGGUCUAGAAGGUAGACUUCUAUCCCUAGCUUUGGCACUGUUGACUGGAUGCAUUUAGACAAGUCACUUAACUUCAAGCUUGAUUCCUCAUUUGUCAAAUGAGAUAACACUAGAAAUAAUUUUCAAACACGUUUUAGCCUUAUAACUCUUUGUUCAAAUAAAUCUUUUAAAGAAUCCC